GUGUACAACACAACUCGGAACCUGACCCAAGGCCCCUCUUUCUCUCCUUCUCGGGCACACUGUUAUACCAACAGCGGCGCGAGAGUAUCGUCGUCACCUCCCCAAUCAACCAACUGUCUCGCUUAUUAUUAUCAUCAUCUUUUUUUUACUUCCUGCUUCCCCUUUCUCCUUUAUCUCUCCCCUUCCGUGAGUCUUUGUUUCCGUAGUGCUUUGUCGAUUAUGCCGUUGUUGCUCAAGCAGUUGCAGAGAUGCGGUGGGAUACGGCAUCGUCGCUGCUUCUUCUUCUUCGGGCAGGCGAAUGACAGCAGACUCCUGAAGGGACCAACUCUUCUUCGUUCUGUCUCAAGCAAUGCAGCAGGAUCAGACAGCCAGACGAGUUACGAAUCCGUGGACACACUCAUCAUCGGUGGAGGGAUUGCUGGGACAAGCAUCGCUUAUCACCUGGCUAGACAGAGCCAGUCCAAAGUACUCCUCCUCGAAAAGACAGACCUGACAGCUGGCUCAACAUGGCACGCAGCUGGUCUCACCACAAAUUUCCAAGGUGUCGUCAAUCUGAAGAAGGUUCAUUACUACAGUCUGCACAUGUAUGCCCACAUCGAACAAGAGACAGGCCAAGCUGUGGGACUCCAUCUGCCUGGUUCAGUGCGUCUUGCAACUUCGCCAAAGAGAGUGGACGAAAUGAAGUAUCAGAUGAGUCGACACGGCCACCAUGAAGCCCCCCAGUGCCUUAUUACUCCUGAACAAGUCAAGGAACUUGUUCCCCCCAUCAAUGUGGACAAAGUUCUCAUGGGUCUAUAUACACCUUUUGAUGGCCAUGUGGACCCUUACUCUCUCACACAAGCCAUUGCCAAAGGAGCUCGCCAAUACGGAGCUCAAAUUCUUCAAAACACUGGAGUCACUUCGCUGACAUUGAGGGAAGAUGGAAAAUGGGUCGUGGGAACACCAAAAGGAGACAUUAUAGCAGAAAGAGUUGUCAAUGCUGCAGGUUUUUGGGCAAAGGAGGUGGCCCAUCUAGCUGGCUACGACCUUCCACUAGUGCCAAAUCAUCACCAGUACCUCGUGACCUCGACUGUCCCUGAGGUGAAGGCUUUGAAGAGAGAGUUUCCAGUGCUAAGGCACUUGGAUGGCUCAUUCUAUCUUCGCCAAGAACGGGAUGGGCUUCUCAUAGGUCCUUACGAGUCCAAGGAAACUAUGAAACAGUGUGAAGAGUGGGUCAGAGAUCGUGUGCCUCCAGGUUUUGGGAAGGAGUUAUUCGAACCAGACCUGGAGCGUCUGGAACCACACUUGGAAAUUGCCAUGGAUUUGAUGCCCUGUUUCGCAGAGGCCAAUAUCCAGAGUGUAGUGAAUGGACCCAUCACCUAUACACCUGAUCUUCUUCCCCUUUUGGGACCUGACCUCUUGCCCAACAUGUGGCUGGCUGCUGGAUUUGGAUAUGGUAUUGUUCACGGUGGAGGAAUAGGCAAAUACAUUGCAGACUGGAUCCUCAACGGGCAACCGCCUUUUGAGCUGAACGAAUGUGAUGCCAGCCGACUCGGCAAGUGGGUCACCAUGGACUAUGCUUUAGCCAAGACUAGAGAAUGCUAUGGCAUGAACAAUGCAGUAAGCUACCCACACGAGGAGCGAUUUGCAGGUCGGCCAACGAGCAGAAUAUCAGGGGCCCACGAAAUUUUGGAAAGUAGAGGAGCCCGGAUGCACUUCCACAGUGGCUGGGAGCAACCAGCUUGGUUUGCUGGUCCAGGAGAAACUCCUGAAUAUGUACCAAGCUUCAGGAGAACCAACUGGCAUGACAAUGUCGGAAAAGAAGUUGACCUGGUGAUGACCUCCGCUGGCAUAAUUGACUUGACCCCAUUUGCGAAAUUUGUCGUGCAGGGUCCCCAGGCAGCUGCCUUUUUGGAUUAUGUCACGGCUAACAGUGUUCCUCGUCUGAAUCGAACAGUCAUCACACAUGUUCUCUCUCCAUCUGGUCACGUCUUUGCAGAAUUAACAGUGACCAGAACACAAGAAGAUUCAUUCCUUAUAAUCACAGGUUCUGGGUCUGAGUUCCAUGAUCUGAGAUGGCUACAGGAAUACGCUCGACGUGGUGACUGGAAAGUGAGUUUUGCCAACGUUACUGAUGAUCAAGGUUGUCUCAGCAUAGCUGGUCCUAAAUCAAAGGAAAUUUUAGGCACCCUUGCCCCGGAAUUCCAGGGAAAAUAUCCUUUCUUUUCGUCGAAGGAGGUUACUGUAGCUGGUGUUAAGUGUACGGCCUUGAGACUUUCUUAUACAGGAGAGCUUGGUUGGGAACUUUACCAUCCACGUCACCAAUCAGGCAAAUUAUACAGUGCUCUCCUCCAAGCAGGUGAAAAAUAUGGUGCUGGAGACUUUGGAACUUUCGCCAUGAAUGUGAUGCGAAUCGAAAAAGGCUUCAGGAUGUGGGGAGCUGAAAUGAACAUGGACACUACGAUUAUAGAUGCUGGGCUCAUGAGCUUUGUCAAUAUGAAGAAGGGAGAUUUCGUAGGUCGAUCGUCGCUUGUGGAACUUCUGAAAUCCAGACCAAAGAAACAUCUGGUGCAGAUGGUUAUAGAAGCAGAUGACCAUGACCCUCAUGGAGAUGAAACUGUGUGGUGUUGCGGUAAAGUUAUUGGUAACACGACCAGUGGAUGCUUCUCUUAUCACCUAGGCAAACCUCUUGCCUUUGCUUACGUACCACCAUUGAUGGCUCUUCCUGGAAGCAAAGUCCAGGUGGAACUACUUGGAAACCUUCACGAUGCCACAGUUCUGCCCGGACCUCCUGUGCCAACGCAUACUGAAAAAGCCAAGAUGAAGAAGUGAUGAAGAGGAAGUCACUUUGAACAUAUUGAUGGAAAUGUGUUGUGGUAUUCAGGGAUGCAGAUAAAAAAUGUAAAAAAAGCUCAAAUCUAAUAGGUUAAGAGUUGAAGGAUUUUAUAUGUUUUUUAUACUUUUGUACAUUUUGUUUUUGUUGUUCGGGCAGGCAAGCGAGCGAAACCUAUCAUAUUGUACUGUUUACAGAGCAGAGGUUUUUUACAGGUAAAGUCAAGUACCACAUCUUAAUCAAAGUCUCCAUUAGAAUGUUUUGUUUGUAUGCUUAAGGCAGAAUUAGUCUUAUCAGUAAUUUAUAAGGAAAAAAUCAGAAAUUGUGAACUGCUUAAUACUUUGGUCUAGACUUUACCUGCUUAAGUAAUUGUUUUUUAUGAUUAAGGAAAUGUAGCACGAAACCAGUAUCAACUGUAAAAUCUGAAAGCAAUGGAACUCAUUUAGUAAGUAGAAGGAAUGUUGGUAUCAAACUUUUUUUGGUGAGGAAAAUUUUUAAUACAAACUCAAGAUGGACUUGAUGCCCUAGCUUUGAAGGUUGAGGGUGGAAAACUGACGAUACUCUGAAAGUGAUUUUAUCAUGUACAAAACUGAAGAAUAAUGUGCAUAAUAGUAAUUGUAGUUUGAUGUUAAUUAGACAGUUAGUUGAAGAGAUACCUACCACAGAUUAAGUGCAUGUACAGGGGCACUUGGUUAACUGGCUGUAUCAUUGUAGAUCAUAAUAUUGUAAUUUUUUAAGCAUUAAUUCUGAUGGUCACACCGUGUUUAUACACCAUCAGAAGUUAUACCUGACUACUGUUUCAGUAUCUGACACCACACUUUCUGAUCUCACACCUGUAAUCAUAUUUUUCUUUGGUAUUUUCUGGUGAUCAUAUGUCACAGUACUGGUAUGAUAAGCCCACAUUUAGCAACUCUUGGUUAUUUUAGCACCCCUUGGUCUGUGACCAACAAAAGUGACUUUGACCAGUCAUUGUUUUCUUGUUUAGUUGCUUUUGAUUCUGUAGUCAUUGAUUUUUAUCUGAUUGCCCCAUGCAGUAUAGUCAAUGGAAACAAUAAUUUAAAUCAUAAUUUAUUUACUGGUAUGAAUACCAAACGAGACUCAAAAUUAUGAUAAUGAGUUCGAUCAGUAUUUAGCUCCUAAUCCCUGUGCAAUUACAUUCAACUACAUUAUUACUUUCUUAGCAUUGAACUGCAGUUCAUUAAUGGUAGACUCAGCAGCAAAAAAAUGUGUGCUAUGUGUAUAAUGUAAAGCUAUGGUUUGUAUGCAAGUUAUAGCAUCUGAAUUUCUUGUGGUGUAUGAUGCUUCUAAUGUCUUGUGAGGGCUUGGGUAUGAUGAAACUAGUGAUUAGAGUUUUGAGAGAGAGAAGGGUAAAAGUGAGAAAAUCUGCAGCUCAAGUAGAAGUAAACAUUAACAUUUAUGUAACCUUAUGUUUGAUCUUUUUUAUUAUGAAAUAUACCAUUAAAAAAAAACUAGAUUGUGAUUGUGGAGAGAAGGUGAUUAAGAGGCAGCGUCUGAGUACUUUAUAAUUUAAUGUCAUAUUUCUGACAAGACAUGGUAGCAUCUAACAUCAGAGCAAGACAGGCAUAAUUUUACAGACAGGUGUGUUUUUUCACACCGGGAAAACGGUUAAUAAUUCUUUGUACACAAGAGGGAAAGGUCUCCAUUACAUAUGGGUUUAAAAGCUUGAAGUGUUUUACAUUCACAGAUAGUUUUGGUUUUACAAAUGAAAUAUAGAUGAAAAGUACUGCUGCGUUUCUCUGCCUUUGAUUUGUGUUUUCUGGGGAAACUAUUGGCUGUGUUAGGUUAAGGUUGUUGUUUUGGAGGUGGAUGCCUGGAGGGCCCAAGCUGGGCCCUACAUGAUUAGUUUUUACGUGUUGUUAACAACAACAAAGGUUGUGUGUAUCUUGUUAAUUAUGUAAUGAAUAUUCUCUGGCCUCUAUUUUGAGAGGACUGGGGUAGCUAGCAUAAAGGUGUAAAGUUAUAUCAUGUACAUGUUUUUAAGUAACAAUUGUAGGUUAUCAGAAAUGGUUCUACUAAAUAAAAUGUGUUUUAUUAU
Molecule: messenger RNA, 4868 nt
Organism: Macrobrachium nipponense
Lineage: Eukaryota; Metazoa; Arthropoda; Malacostraca; Decapoda; Palaemonidae
Product: dimethylglycine dehydrogenase, mitochondrial-like
Exons: 19
Coding region: 220-2811 (863 amino acids)
Cellular component (GO): mitochondrion
Molecular function (GO): protein binding; oxidoreductase activity
Source: RefSeq, a predicted model, not a curated record